AUGAGACUAAUUAGUGAAUCGAAUAUCUUGAAACAGGAAUAUUGGACAAAUGAGAAGGAACAGUUUAGUCCAGUGUCUAUACUAGAUUGUCCAUUUGAAGAAGAAGAAGAGAUUUACAAGUCUCGUUUCAGAUCCACUUCCACUGUUGUUUCCUUCACGGAAGGAGGCAAAAACAAGCAUGGGCACAGAAGAUGGCAUUUAGAAAGUGUGGCUCCAGUGGUUUUAGAGAAAAGGUUCGCGUGCUUAGAGCUGGAGGAUGAACCACUCAACCAUUCUACAAAACAAUGUUCCCCCGUAGGAGUGAGUACUCAAAAUAACGUGCGUCCUGCAAACAAUCACUACAUCGAGGAGAAUGCACAUAAUCUUCUCAACUUCGUCAAAGGAUCAAAUCCAUGCAACAGUUUGAUGAUUAAGGCAGAGAACCUGCUGUUUGACUACUUCAAGCAGAGUAUUGGAGAAUGUGAAGACAUUGAUCACUCAAAAAAGCUUCACCUUUGCAAGGUAGCAGAGGAUUGGAUACAUGGGCAACCCCAAGAACUAUAUUUGGAUCGGGAAGAACAAGGAGGAAGGUGCGUCUACGUUAGGGAGAUGGACAAGUGUAAGGAGUGGAAAAACUAUGAUAAAGAAAAACAACAAUUGGGUCAUGACCUGGCAAACGAAGUCUUCACAAAUUUGGUUACUGAGUUAGUACUUGAUCUUAUGACAAGCUCUAGCCACUGA
Molecule: messenger RNA, 720 nt
Organism: Sphenostylis stenocarpa
Lineage: Eukaryota; Viridiplantae; Streptophyta; Magnoliopsida; Fabales; Fabaceae
Source: the annotation of a GenBank genome assembly